AUGAAGGAUAAACGUGGCUGGUUGAUUGAUCCCGUUUUACUUGCUUUGGAUGCUGGAAUUUCAGGAGGAGCAGUUUCUUGUGCUUCGAUUCAUGUCGGUGAGAUCCGACCUGGAAGUAUGAGGCGAAACCAUCGACACCAUACUUGCAACGAGACGUUUGUAGUUUGGGGAGCUAAAACUGUGUUGAGGCUGGAAAACAAUGCAGUGACAAGUGGAUACUCUGACGUAACAGUUGGUGCCGAUGAAGUUGCGGUUGCAGCUAGUUCUAGUGGGUCCGCACAUGCUUUGCUGAAUAUAGAUUCUGCUCGAAGCACAUUUUUCUUAGGGUGCCAAGAUAGUGUAAUCAAUUACAAUGCAUCCACUACAGAUUUUAAUGUUUGGCAUGACCUAUAG
Molecule: messenger RNA, 393 nt
Organism: Erythranthe guttata (spotted monkey flower)
Lineage: Eukaryota; Viridiplantae; Streptophyta; Magnoliopsida; Lamiales; Phrymaceae
Cellular component (GO): trans-Golgi network; endosome
Source: RefSeq, a predicted model, not a curated record